AUGCAAACAGAGCCCACCAAGAGUAUAGACCAAGAACCGUCGACAAACGCUUCCACUCCCCAACAACCUACCACCCAAGAUGGCUUUCGUUCUCCUGAACCGGGCUCUCUCGAUGGGAGCUCUCAGCCUGGGUUCUGCGGUCCCCCGUCCGGCCGCGUGCCAAAUGGCGCGAGCCCAGUCCUGAAAGGGGUCAACGCAGACGAGACUGGCGAAGAACAGCGCGCGCCAGGUAGCCGUGAGGACCGUUCCACUCUUCCUGGGGAGCGUGUCUCUGCCUACGAGCAUGCUACGAUACCGAGUGUCCCGACGGGCUUCAAGGUCACGAAGCGGCCUGGCCCUUCGUCGGAGGGUCCUUCGCUGGCAGACUGCCCCAAUGAAAUCCUGACCCAAAUUCUGUCGCACCUCCACCCGGACUCGCACGGCUCCGUCGCACUCGUGUCGAAGCGUUUCUACUCGUUGAUUGCUGAGCCGCAUGCAUGGCGUAUGGCGUUUCUCCGCUACUUCCCCGGCCCAGAGGCCAUGGGCACUUCACAGAGGAAGGCCGUACACCAAGACGCGGACUCCGAGGAUGCGAACAGAGUGCGAUCUGAAUUCCGUUACUUCACCCGCUUGACCUCCCUGGCCUCGUGGCGGAGCGAAUACCUUCUGCGGACCCGGCUGUUGCGCAGCGUGGCCCGCGGCAAGCCUGGAGCCAGAGUUGGGGGUGUGGGAAGCUCUCUGAGGCCUGGUCAUUCAUCCAAGAAAGCCAGCGCUGUUCUCACCUACAAUACUAAGCUACCGUGGAUGAUCAGCAACAUACACGCUGUGUUUGAGAACAACAAAAGAGGUCCAAAGGUCAUCGUUGGCACGAGGGACUUGUGCGUCUCCACCGUGAGUGACCCGUCGAGUGGCAAGGUCGAGAAAUGGGGUCUCGAUGACCCUUUCGCAUUCGCUCAAUUGGACGAGCUAUUCCCGACUCUGGAGCCUUACGGCGUUGGAGAUGGUCCAGCUGCUGUAUACAAUGUGAUGGACGUGAGUCAGCCCUACGGAAUGGUGGGAGGUGAGGGCUUUCCCGGCGGCCGCCCAUACUUCCGUGCGACGAACGAACUGCGUGGAAGGUACCUCGGCGGGCAAGACAGCAUCAUCGACAUGAGCCCUGAAGUCCCCAAGAUACCGGAAUUGUUGGAGUCGAUCUGCAGUGUGUGGAUCGCCAAGUCCUCAGCAGUUCCCUCGAUAACACAAAACAUGAUCGGGAUGAUGACUGCGUCCACACUGGGCGUGGUCACUGCGUACGCCUUAGGUCACGAUUUCGCAGGUCCCCAAUACAAGGCUGGAGACAUGACGGCGCGCUGGGUCCUCAGCCCUGGUGUUCCAAUUGUUGCGCUCAAAGUUGACGACAGCUUCAACCAAAAGCAGAUGUCUUUAGGUCGCGUCUGGGCAUGCGCUCUCAAUGCUCUUGGGGAGUGCUUCGUUUUGACGCAGACCCCAGUUCCACCGAUUGAGGCUACAAGAAAGAACUCAGACACCAUUAAAUCUGCUUGGAUCGCUGGUCGCACUGUCUACUGGGAACUUAUCGAGUCUACGCGCCGUCAAGCCCGCCCGGAUGAUCUUGAUAAGAACGCCGUACGCGGCACGUACUCGCCACGCUCGCCCUGUGAUGCCAUGGCUUUAAGUAAGAGCCAAACUAUCGCUGAGGCUCGAGAGAUCGAGAAAUACCUCCGAUAUGAGCCAGCUCACUUCAGGAAAGUCUGCGAGGGCUGGAAUAUGAGGAGGCAGCUCGAAGUGGACUUCGCCGAGGAGAUAAUCCUCACUAUUUGCACCGGACAAGACGAGGAACAGCCGGCCGAGAUUAUUCGUUGCAGCAGAUCUACUCUCGGGGCAACUGACAACUCGAAGGUUUCCACUCCGACUGUCCUCACUCCAAACGUCCUUUCUCCCACGCCAUUGAAAUCCAUCUUUGGUUCUGGUGCCAACACCCCUGUCCUUGCUUCCUCUCCUGGACCUCAGAAGCCAGACACGACGGUUAUGCCACAGGCGGGGGAAUGGCAAACAUCGAAGCUGUCUUUGAAGAAACUCGGCAAGGCCCAGAUCACAGCCGUUGCCAUGGACAACUGCAUUCCCGCGUUACUGGCCCCAUUUGAAGAUCCUCUCAACACUGACUCUCAGCACCUGAAAUCGGGAGCGACCACGCCGACUUCAAAGCAAAAUACCGGGGAGAUACCUGGGCGAAGAGCUCGCUUCUUUGGCAUAGGUAGUGACCAUGGCAAGAUACUUGUCUGGAACGUGCGUGACACAUCUUCAGAUCUGGUAGAACCGGUAUUUGCGGUCCAAACAGAAUCUCCCGACGUCACCAGUCUGGCCAUCUCGGCGUUGUAUCUCGUCCACGGAGGAAGCGAUGGGCUUGUACAGGCUUGGGACCCCCUAGCUUCUUCGGCGGAACCCAUUCGAACACUGAACUCGCGGUCUUCUGGUCGAGCGCCGCGGCACAUUCUGAACGCUAAUCCGGCCUUGCGGCACGGACUAUUCGACCUGUCCAGCCAUUUUCCUGGACCCAGACCCAACAAUUUUGCGAGGUAUUCUAUGCUUUGGGACGUUUGUGCGAUACUGGACUUACAGCUCAACCUUGCAGAGUCUCGGUCGUAG
This is a messenger RNA of Diaporthe citri, 2622 nucleotides long. RefSeq lists its product as uncharacterized. The transcript has 2 exons. Gene Ontology annotation, cellular component: cytosol; nucleus; proteasome regulatory particle, base subcomplex. Gene Ontology annotation, molecular function: polyubiquitin modification-dependent protein binding. NCBI's taxonomy places the organism in Eukaryota, Fungi, Ascomycota, Sordariomycetes, Diaporthales, Diaporthaceae. The record is from RefSeq and is a predicted model, not a curated record. Gene Ontology annotation, biological process: proteasome-mediated ubiquitin-dependent protein catabolic process. The coding region runs from base 1 to 2622 and encodes 873 amino acids.